This is a messenger RNA of Pygocentrus nattereri (red-bellied piranha), 3653 nucleotides long. RefSeq names its product carboxypeptidase N subunit 2. Gene Ontology annotation, cellular component: plasma membrane. The transcript is spliced from 2 exons. The record is from RefSeq and is a predicted model, not a curated record. Gene Ontology annotation, molecular function: protein binding. Lineage: Eukaryota; Metazoa; Chordata; Actinopteri; Characiformes; Serrasalmidae. The coding region runs from base 77 to 1753 and encodes 558 amino acids.
CAGCUUUGUUGUUUGAGCUGCUGAGAAACCUCAAAGCUUCAGAUUCCCUGAUUUCUACCUACAGUGAAUUCAUAACAUGCCGGGGACAAUGAUCAGUGGACAUGCUGUUGCUUUUCUUCUCCUGGUCCAGCUUGGCUACCACAGUGCCUUGCGCAGUCCCAGUACCUGCUGCCCUGCUCCAUGCCAGUGUUUCUCUGUGACGACCAUGAUUUGCUCUGACGAUCAAAUGAUGGUCAUACCUCUGGACAUCCCCUCACAGGUGAAGACUCUAAUUGUUGUAGCAUCUGGCAUGGGAGCAGUCACCCCAACUGGCAUGGGAGCAGUCACCCCAACUGGCAUGGGAGCAGUUACCCCAACUGGCAUGGGAGCAGAAAUUCCCCAACUGACCAAGCUUGUGCUCCUCAACAACCCGAUUCGUUCAAUUUCACCCCUUGCCUUUGAUAGCCUGGUCAGUCUGGAGGAACUGGAGAUCAGUGGGAGCCCUCUCACCAGCAUAGAAGUUGGGACCUUCCACAAGCAGGCCAACCUCACCAAACUUCUCUUGAACAACAACAAGCUAAGCUACUUAGUGGCAGGCAUGUUCGACUUCCAGCAGAAGCUGGAGAAGUUGCAAAUGAAAGGGAACUUCCUUAUGUUUCUAUCUGGCACUCUGUUCCGCAACCUCCACAACCUCCGUGAGCUUGACCUGUCCCUCAACCGCCUUGAUUCAAUAGAUGCGGACCACUUCAGUCUGCUGAGAAAGCUGAGGACGUUGGAUUUGGACUUGAACCAGAUUUCUUCUCUGUCUCCUUAUUCCUUUAGUGCUAACCCCCAGCUGAAAACACUGUCCCUGCGGGGCAACCGGAUUGCUUGGCUCCCCCAAGAAAUUUUUGCCCAGCUAAACAACUUGGAGGAACUGAAUCUCAAAGACAACAGGAUUGCAGAGCUGAGUGUUGGAGUGUUGCCCUCCUCACUGAAGAAGCUCACGCUCAGAGGGAACAGCCUGGCCCAGCUCUCCUCAAGCACAUUUGGACGCCUUGAGUAUCUGACUUACCUGGACUUGUCCCAGAACCAGCUAUCCGUUCUUCCUGCAGAGCUAUUCCAAAACCUCACCGCCUUACAGCAUCUUGACAUGUCUGAGAACCAGCUUAAAGUGCUACCCGCCACCAUCUUCAGAGGACUAUUCCUGAUCAGGGUCAUUCUUUUACAGAUAAACAAGCUAGGCUCACUAGAGGCCGAUCUAUUCAAGGAUCAGGAAAUGAUAUCUAAGCUUUAUCUAUCUGGGAACAGUCUGCAAAGCGUGCCGUAUGCCUUUUUUGACCCCUUAGACUUCCAGGGUUUGGUGCAGCUCCAUGGAAACCCCUGGCGCUGCGACUGUGGCCUGCAGUACCUCCAUGAAUGGCUGAAUUACAGCAGCAACUCUAUGGAGGAUCUGACUCAAGUUUAUUGCUCUAGUCCCGAACCUCUCAAAGGGAUGAGCCUGACCUCCCUGGACAAGGAACAGCUUGUUUGUGUAAACAGCUCCAGAUUUAACUCCACCAGACCAUCCGAUACCAUAAAAAUUACCUCCACUACUGCCACCUCUGCCACAAAACAGUGCACUCUCCAAGAUAUCAAUGGCACCAUUGCCAUUACAUGCAAGCUUAUGGAAUGUCCGGACUUCAAAAUUGAGGCACAUUUUGAGCAUCUGAAUAGGGAUUACAGUUACAUCAGCAGAAAAACAUUUCCAGAAUUCUCUCAAUGCUCAAAUGUGACUGUAACACUGACUGUUUAAUGUUUUUGUUGUUUUAAAUAGUAUAUACAGAAUUUAAGGUUGAAUUUAAGGCUCAAGCAGUGCUGCUAAAUAAAAAACUCAAACCCGAACCCAACUUGAACCAGAUCUGACAGAGAUUAUUGCAGAUACAGUUUUACUGUGCCCUACUGUGAGCUUCAGUUCGAUAGAGGUCGACAGAAAAUGAAUUAAAAAAACCAUACAGUUCUUUACAAACUGGGAUUUUGCUGUUGUUGACACUGACUUGAGCGAUGCGAGGAAGAACCUGGUGGCUACUGUGAAAUCCUUGCAUCUACAGUAAACACGUUGCUGAAGAGACAACGGGCCUCAUUCCCCAAUAUCCUCCUAAGUUUGUCCUUAAAUGUGUUCUUGAGAAAGGUCCUAAAAAAAGUCUACGUUAGCUUCAUAACGUGUUCUUAAACCGCAGAACUGUUUUCACCACUGUGCUCUUGAGUGUGCGAAGAUUCUGCUCUUACCUAAAAACAAAUCCCAGAUAAGAAAACACUGGCGAAUGUCAGGAUCUUUAUGAAAACCAUGUGAAAAAGUCGAUUUUAAGAAGGAGUUUCUUCUUAAGAAUGGUUGGUGAAUGAGGCCCAUUCUCCGGUGUCCCAGUUCUCCUGCUAUCAUAGCUCAAAAUACUAUCACAGGCUCUACAUGACAGUGUUGGGGUAAGUAGAAAAGUAAUCCAUUACAAAUUACUCAUUACUUCCCUCAAACUGUAACAGGAUUACUUUACUUGUUACUUUCUGAAAAAGGUCAUCUCAUUUCUCAUUACUGGACUUUUAUGUUACUUUGUAAAACCAGUACAAUCAGCAUCAGUUGGAAAGUACCAGGAAAGUAACCAGCAGUCGUCCUUUCAGUACCUAUAAGCAUAAACAUUGUUUAAAAGGUCAGUUUAAAAUGGUCAGUUAUCCUGAUUCAAAUUAUGAUCCACUGAUGAUGUUGGAAAGCAGCUGCCUAGAGAUGACAGCUUCAUGAAUAAAAGAGCUGUUUCUGAUUGAAGGUAUAGGAAAAUCUAUAGUCAGGUCCAUAAUUAUUUGUUACAGUGUACCAGAGCAUAUUGGAGUUAAAACUGGACUUUCAGCUUUAAUUCCAGGCUAUUUGGAUCCAAAUCAGACAGCAUUGUUUUAAUUAUGAUGACUUUCAUACAUACGCCCCCCCGCCCCUUUUUAAGGGGCUCAAAAGUAACUGUAGGAACUAAUAUUACAAAAGAAAUGAUCGAUUUUAAUGCUUGGUUGUAAAUCAUUCGCAGUCAGUGACUCUGCCUUGAAGUCUGGAACUCAGACAUUAACAGUCACUGUGCCCUCCAGCAUCUGGACGGUGCUUCUUGUUUGGGAUUUGUUCUUCAUAAGAACAAGAUCUACACACACUCAAGGGCACAAAGGUGCCAACAGUUCCAAGGUUUAAGAGCACGUCAUGAAUCUGACGUAGACUUUUUAUAAGGAUCUUUCUCAAGAACACAUUUAAGAACAAACUUGGGAAGAUAUUGGUGAAUGAGGCCCAGUGACCUGAAGCGUAUUGAGAAAGCAGUCCAAGACUUUUUGUUUUUAAGGCAAAGAAGUGGCAUGUUCUGCAAUGGCCAAGCCAAUCACCUGAUCUUAAUUCAAUGGAGCAUCCAUCUCAAUGACCGGCAAUGAGGCAAAACGGAAGGUCAAGCAUGAACUGAAGACGACUGCAGUAAAGCCCUGGCAGAGUGUCGCCAGGGAAGAAACCAAGUGUCUAGUGAUGUCUAUGAGUCCUAGACUUCAGGAAGUGAUUGACGGCAAAGGAUUUGCAACCAAGAACCUAAAAUGACCUGUGAUGAUGUUUGUUAUAUUCAUUUUGAGCUCAUACAAAUGAGGAGGGUGUGGGGGGAAUUAAGACGUGGAUGUAAAAACUCUCAAAUUAAAGCUUAAAGUCGGCA